Erinaceus europaeus (western European hedgehog) is the source of this 1182-nucleotide messenger RNA. Its product is annotated as phospholipid scramblase 2-like. The transcript has 8 exons. Lineage: Eukaryota; Metazoa; Chordata; Mammalia; Eulipotyphla; Erinaceidae. Gene Ontology annotation, cellular component: plasma membrane. The record is from RefSeq and is a predicted model, not a curated record. The coding region runs from base 190 to 1011 and encodes 273 amino acids. Gene Ontology annotation, molecular function: phospholipid scramblase activity. Gene Ontology annotation, biological process: plasma membrane phospholipid scrambling.
CCCAGCUGCCUUGCCGAGGAGCUUUUAAGGAUCAGGGAAUAAUCCCAGCUAUCCCAGCGGCUCCCCUGGCUUGAGCAGGAACAACUCAAUGACUAGAACCCGGGCUCAAUGGUGCCAAGCCGCAUAUCUGGGUGGUAGAUGGGACAAUUACUAGAGCCCGAGAAGUACCAUUUCCAAACUCCUUAAAUUAUGGAAGGCCAAAAAACCUCAAAAGACAUUAUUCCCACAUAUCAGCAGGCUAGCUCUUCAAGCUCACCAGUCCAACAGCAGCCAGUGUCUAUCAAAUUAAAGCAAUCUACAAAGGAAGAACAGUUGCCCACACAGAACUGUCCACCUGGGUUGGAAUGUCUAAGUGAGUUAGAAAAGAUAAUGAUUCAUCAGAAAGUUCAACUUCUGGAAGUCUGCCUAUGUAUUGAAAAAAAUAACAAAUAUGUACUUACAAACAGUCUUGGAGAGAAGAUUUAUAAGGCAACAGAGAAUAAUUGUUUCUGUACACGAAUGAUACUUGGAUACUGUAGGCCUUUUACCAUAAAGAUUUGUGAUCUUACAAACCAAGAAGUUAUAACUCUGGAGAGACCACUAAGGUGCAACUGGCUGUGUUCCCACGGAUGCCUUCAGGAGAUAAAAAUCUGCACUCCCUCUGGAAUUCUAAUAGGCUAUGUUUCUCAGAAGAGGCAUGCAUUUCUGCGAAAGUUUACAAUUCAAGAUGAGGAAAGAAAAGAUAUACUAAGAAUUGUUGGUCCAUUUUUUUGGUGCACCUGUUGGAGAGAUAUUGAAUAUAAGAUUAAAUCUCUUGAUGAAAAAAUAGUGGUUGGCAAUAUUUCCAAGCUCUUUUCUGGUUUAAUAAAAGGAUUAUGCACAGAUUACAGUAACUAUGCCAUUCAGUUCCCUUCAGGUCUUGAUGUCAAAAUGAAAGCUCUGGUAAUCGGCGCAUGUUUCCUCAUUGAUUUCAUGUUUUAUGAGCGCUGUGCCAUCUUCAAACUGUGCAUAAACAGAAUAUUGAUUUCUUAAGACUCAAGAAAUUUGAAGUGUCUGCACUGACUGGAACUUUUUAAAGGAAUAACUCCGUGAUUUUUUUUUUGUCUUGAAAAUAAGUAUUCCUCUUUGAAUUACUCUAUGAUGCCUAUAAUCCAGGCAUGUGAUUGCUUUCAAUUAAAAACUUUAUUUUUCUGUACUUACAAA